CUUCCUGAAACAAGCUUUAGGAAUCGUACAUGUAUACACUUUUUUAAUCUUAGAUGAUUACAGUACAUUGGUAUUUGUGUAAUGGCAACAGACUUUGAGUCAAUACAGUCGUCAAGGAGUGUUCAGAGUGCAGAUAUUAAAUACCCCAACUCAGCGUCGACGAGGUAUGGGAUGAGACAUAAAUGGACAUCUUAUGAAUCCAGCUUCUGAAUGAUGAGACCUGACCUAUGGAUUUAGCUCUUAAGGAUAUGCACUGUAAUGUAUAAGCACUUGGCUGCCAUGAGAAGCACCUUCAGCGGUGACAAGGUUUUCCAUCUCAACAAAGUAAAUGUGUUUCUGCUGAAAUGUCUGGGUUUCCUUUUUGCUAUUGUUUUGUUCAUGGAAUUCUUGCUUUACUACGUUGUGAUUGGGCAGUGCAGCUGGCCAGAUAUUAAGGGUGUGGCAGAUCACAACACUGGAUCCACUCUGAGGGUCAUGUUUUUAGCAGACACACACCUUCUUGGAGAAAUCAGGGGCCACUGGUUUGACAAAUUACGAAGGGAAUGGCAGAUGGAGAGAUCAUACCAGGCUGCUCUCUGGUUACUACAGCCCAACCUUGUCUUCAUCUUAGGUGAUCUGUUUGAUGAAGGUAAAUGGAGCCGUACAAAGGCUUGGGAUGAUGAUGUUGCACGAUUCAAGAAAAUGUUCAGACACCCUCCUCACACUGAGCUGAUGGUUGCUGUCGGAAACCAUGACAUUGGAUUUCAUUAUGAAAUGACUCUUCAUAAACUAAAGCGUUUUGAAAAGGCUUUUAAUAUAACUUCCGGAAAAUUAGUAUCUCGCAAUGGAAUCAAUUUUGUUGUAGUGAAUAGUGUUGCUCUGGAGGGUGAUAACUGUGUUAUAUGCAGAGAAGAAGAAGAGCAACUUCUCAGGAUUUCUCACAGGCUCAACUGCUCCAGAAUGCAAAAACAUGCUGAUUUUAGUAAAAGAUGCAGAAAUGUCCGACCUGUUUCAGCAACUUCACCAAUCCUGCUACAGCACUAUCCCCUAUAUAGAAAAAGUGAUGCAGAAUGUACUGGUGAAGAUGCUGCUUCUCCAGAGGAAAAGAAAGUCCAAUUUAAAGAGAAAUAUGAUGUCCUAUCCCAUAAUGCAUCUGAGAAGUUACUUAAUUUACUUCAACCAAGGUUAAUCUUAAGUGGUCACACACACAGUGCUUGUGAAGUGCUUCAUAGAGGAGAAAUCCCUGAGAUCAGCGUUCCUUCCUUCAGCUGCAGGAACAGAAAGGAUCCCAGCUUUAUUAUGGGGAGCUUCACUGCUGAUGAUUUCUCUCUUGCUAAAUGCUUCCUUCCAACGGAGAACACAAUUAUCAAUGUCUAUAGUAUGGGAAUUGUACUUCUCAUGAUUUAUGUAGCAGCUUACAUCUGGCAAGUUACCUAUGGGAGAAAGUUCCUGGCAAAAAAGCACAAGCCAGGGUGAUGUAGUAAAAAAGGCACUAAAAAAAACCACACUUCAUCCACAACUUGUAAUGGGACACCAGAUGUGAAAUUAGCCCCAAAGCGAACACCUUGCAAGUUUUUUGUUUUCUAGAAUAGACCAGUACAUUUUACCAAAUAUAUAUUUAUUAAAUGAUGUACCUGUACAAUAUGUGACUUAUCUAUAAGGAGAAAAAAAAACUUCAUUGAUUUAUAGCCUUACCACUUGUUUGCACGAGGUUUAAAUGUCCUACAGUGCUGACCACAUGAGUGUGCAAUAUGCCUUGUCUUUAGGUCUCUGCUAGUGUAAAACCUUCUACUAAAGGGUUCAUUUUUCUACAUUCAUAUCAAACAACAUUUUGUAAUAAAAGGUCCAAACUUUGUUAUUUUAUAAUGAAAUUAAUAAAUGAUGAUUGUAAUUUU
This is a messenger RNA of Bombina bombina (fire-bellied toad), 1874 nucleotides long. RefSeq names its product metallophosphoesterase 1 (gene MPPE1). Gene Ontology annotation, cellular component: endoplasmic reticulum-Golgi intermediate compartment. Gene Ontology annotation, biological process: endoplasmic reticulum to Golgi vesicle-mediated transport; GPI anchor biosynthetic process. The record is from RefSeq and is a predicted model, not a curated record. Gene Ontology annotation, molecular function: phosphoric diester hydrolase activity. Lineage: Eukaryota; Metazoa; Chordata; Amphibia; Anura; Bombinatoridae. The coding region runs from base 259 to 1455 and encodes 398 amino acids. The transcript has 10 exons.